Messenger RNA from Monopterus albus (swamp eel), 3868 nucleotides. RefSeq names its product ubiquitin associated protein 2-like (gene ubap2l). The transcript is spliced from 30 exons. The coding region runs from base 179 to 3823 and encodes 1214 amino acids. Gene Ontology annotation, cellular component: nucleus; cytoplasm. Gene Ontology annotation, molecular function: protein binding. Lineage: Eukaryota; Metazoa; Chordata; Actinopteri; Synbranchiformes; Synbranchidae. The record is from RefSeq and is a predicted model, not a curated record.
UGUAUUUUCUCAACUUAGUUGUAUUAACUCUGGGUUCAGGAAUAAAUAUACUGUACUAAAUCCGACUGGAAGGUCGACAACGAGGCCACUUGUCAGUCGGUUUUGUAGCAGUGUCUAAUAUUGAACCGGGUUUCUGGUGUUUUUUCUUUGUAAAUACUGUUAUUUGUAUAUACUGUAAAUGAUGACGUCCAUGGGCGGGAACCGAGCCCGGGGCAGCUGGGAGCAGACACAGGGCCAGACACAGAGCCAGAUACAGCACAAGCAGAGGCCUCAGGCCACCGCAGAGCAGAUUCGACUCGCGCAGAUGAUUUCAGACCACAAUGAUGCAGACUUUGAGGAGAAGGUCAAACAGCUGAUUGACAUCACAGGAAAGGACCAGGAUGAGUCUAUGAUCGCCCUGCAUGAUUGCAAUGGAGAUGUCAACAGAGCCAUUAAUGUGUUGCUGGAGGGUAGCCCAGACACUGACUCUUGGGAAAUGGUGGGGAAGAAGAAAGGGGUGUCAGGCCAGAAGGAGGCUACCCAGGCAGAAACCAGAGAGGAAGGAAAAGAGAACAGGGAGAAAGGAGGAGAAAAAGAUGUAGCACGUCGUCGAGGUGGAGCUCCACGCAAGGGCCGUGGGGCCAGCAGGGGACGAGAAUUUCGUGGUCAAGAGAAUGGCUUAGAUGGCAGCAAGGCUGGAGUAGCUGGUAGAGGUGCAGAGCGAGGUCGAAGGGGAAGAGGCAGAGGAAGAGGGACUUUUGGAGUAUCCGGGCGGCGAGGAGGCAGAUUUUCAGCACAGGGCAUGGGCCAGAUUGAUAAGGAGCCCAGAUAUGAUAUUGCAGGAGGCGAGAGAACAUUCAAUCCUGCUGAUUAUGCAGAGCCAGGCCAGACAGAAGAAAACUAUGGAGGGGGCAGCACCUGGAACAACACAGGAAAUAUGGAGCUGGAAGAGGGAGCUAGGCUGGAAUACUCUGCAGGGGAGGGAACAAAUUACCCAGCCAAGUUUGACUCUGCUCCUGGUGCCUGGAGGACUGCCACAGAGGAGUGGGGCACUGAGGACUGGAAUGAGGAUCUUUCAGAGACAAAGAUAUUCACAGCUUCCAGUGUGGCAUCCAUGCCUCUGCCUCAAGAGAAUGUUACCAUCACCAAAGGACAGAGGAUUGACCUUGCAGUGCUCCUGGGGAAGACUCCCCCGUCCUCCGCAUCAGAGGCAGAAAAUCCCCCUAUGGAGGCAGGCCAGCCCACCUCCUUGUCUCAGUCACUUGUUUUCAGCAACUCCAAGCAAGGAGGGCCACUCUCUCAGACACCUUCCAGCACCCCCUACACCCAGCACAGCAUGGUCAGCAUUCUGAGCAAGGGCUUUGGGGAUGUGGGCGACCCUAAAGGAGGUAGCACGGGGACCACUGGCUCUCAGUUCCUGGAGCAAUAUAAAACGGCUCAGGCACUGGCCCAGCUGGCAGCCCAGCACUCCCAGGCUGGCCCUCCCAACACAACUCCUUCAUCCUGGGACACCAGUGCCACCUCACUGGGACAGUACGAAUUGAAGACUCAGCCAGAGUCAGCGGUCCAUACGCCCUUUACGAAGAGGCAGCCCUACCAGACUGCGUCUUCAACCUCGUCCAUGUUGGAUGUUUUCCUGCAGGACAAAGGCCUGCCUCCUUCUUCUUCCGUUUCCUCGUCUUCUUCCUUACCCCAACAAACAACAUCCUCUUCCCAUGUGACACCUUCCCCUGCUUCCUCUCUUCCCAAAAUGGCAGCAGUCCCUUCUCUAGGUCACCAAGUUUCUCCAAGUUCCUCAGAUGCACAGGGUUCAAGUCCACUGCCUUUGCAGCAACACAAACUCAAACAACAGAAGAAGAGAACUUCUAUGACAACAAAGAUUCCAGCAAUGGCAGUGGAGAUGCCGGGUUCAACAGACAUCUCAGGCCUCAAUCUUCAGUUUGGAGCACUGCAGUUUGGGUCAGAACCAGUUCUAACAGAGUAUGAGUCCACCCCUGCCACCACAACACCAGCCAGCCAAGUUCAAAACAGUCUCUACACUAGCCCUAGCAGUGAGUCGACUCCAGCUCUCUCCAACUCCAGCCAGAUGGACCUGUACGAUCAGAGAGCAUCUCAGACACGGCGUUACCCUCCUUCAGUCUCCUCCUCUCCUCAGAAGGAUAUGCAGCCCAAGAAUGGCUUCAGUUCAAUACAAGCAACCCAAGCUGUGGAAGCUGCAGCAGGUUCUGCAGUGUCAGUCAAGCCAGCCUCUGACUCCGUCACACCGGCAUCUGUCUCCAGCAUGGCCACUUUGACAGACAGUGGCUCAGGCCCUGCAUCCUUGUUGACAACAUCCAAUCAAACGUCCCUUAGUGCACUGGGGCAUGAAGACCUGCCUCCAAGCACUAUUCCUCCUCCUCAGCACAACAGCUCUCACCCAUCACAACAGAACAGUCUUGCUCCAUCUUCAGUCCGGGCAUCCAACUCAGGCUUACUGCAUCCCAGUGUAGACGGUGACUCAAGCCUGCACUCCUCUUCCUUCCCUUCCUCCGUCUCAGCCAUGCCAUCAUCAUCAGUCCCCUCCUCGUCUUCCUCGGUGGCCGCUGCUGCGCAGGUAGGGACCCCACAGGCCUCCACGGUGGGCUCUGCUGCAGUUUCAGCCCCUGCUGGACUUGGCCCCGCCACCAGUCUUACCAUGGGUCUCAACACUGCCUCCAUGGGUGCCCCACCUGCAGCAGCUGCUGCAGUUUCAGUCUCCACAACGGCUUCGACCAUUCCCUCUUCAGCUACUUCCUCAUCCACACGCAGCUCUGCAGCAUCCUCAGGGAAGGCACCUCCAAACCUGCCACCCGGGGUUCCCCCUCUACUGCCCAACCCAUACAUCAUGGCCCCAGGACUGCUGCAUGCCUACCCUCCUCAGGUGUAUGGCUAUGAUGACCUACAGAUGCUGCAGACAAGAAUACCGCUGGAUUAUUACAGCAUCCCCUUUGCAACUCCCACAACAGCAUUGACUGGCAGGGAUGGCAGCCUGACGAACAACCCUUAUUCUGGUGAUUUAUCAAAGUUUGGUCGAGGUGAUGCAUCAUCCCCUGCUCCAGCCACCACAUUAGCUCAGGCACAGCAGAACCAGACUCAGACACAUCACACCACACAGCAGCCCUUCCUCAACCCGGCGCUGCCACCUGGCUACAGCUACACAAGUCUCCCAUACUACACUGGCAUGCCGGGCCUUCCCAAUACGUUCCAGUAUGGACCUGCUAUGUUUCCGGUGGCUCCUACCUCGUCCAAACAGCACGGUGUGAAUGUCGGUGUCAGUGCAUCAGCCACCCCCUUCCAGCAGGCUAGUGGCUAUGGUUCCCAUGGAUACAGCACCGGCUAUGAGGAUGUGGGCCAGGCUUCAGGGAGUGGGGAUUUCUGUAAGGGCGGAUACGGCACUGCCGUGGCUGCUGCUGCUUCUGCACAAAACAAGCCAGCCAGCUCUGUCACCGGGCCAGGAGUCGGAGUCUCUGUAACGUCAAGCAACACAGGGGUACCGGAUAUUUCAGGGUCCGUUUACACAAAGACGCAGCAGCAGUCAUUUGAGAAGCAGGGUUUCCACACUGGCACGCCAGCAGCCUCUUUCAGUCUGCCCUCAGCUUUAGGAAGUGGGGGACCCAUCAACCCCCCAGCUGCUGCUGGCUAUGCCCCAGCCCCAUUCAUGCACAUCCUGGCACCACACCAACAACCCCACUCUCAGAUUCUGCACCAUCACCUGCAGCAGGAUGGACAGAGUGGCACUGGACAGCGCAGCCAGAAUGCCUCCAUCCAGCAGAAGUCCCAGAUCAAUAAAUCGGGAUAUAACAGCUACAACUGGGGGGCAAACUAACAUCUGCUGUGGGGGCGCCCCCCCCCCCCCCCCCCUUUGUACACA